AUGAGUGCAUACAGGCUGCAGCAACUCAAAGGUCAUAUUUUGCCUGAAAAUAAGAUCACAGCAAUGGCAGGCUCACCUAGUCCUCUGACCACCCAUGUGCUGAAUACUGCGAUGGGCGUCCCUGGGUCGAACAUGGCCCUCAAUCUCUACCGACAGGACUCCUCAACUGAGGCCUGGAGUUUGAUUACCGCUGGGACCACUAAUGAUGAUGGCCGCUGCCCAGGACUCAUCACACAACAAAUGUUUACACCUGGUGUGUAUAAAAUGUAUUUUGAGACUGGUCAGUACUGGGCCAGUAUGGGGGAGAAAAGCUUUUACCCAUAUGUUGAGAUUGUCUUCACUAUAAAUGAUCCUGGCCAAAAGUACCAUAUCCCUCUGCUCCUGAGUCGUUUCUCUUACAGUACAUACAGAGGAAGCUAGAGAUCAUGGUUGGUGAGCAUCCUGAGGCCACCUCCCUCUGUCAGUGGUCAUUAAUAGGUCACUUCCACAGGAACAUUCAUCUCAGCACCUGUUGAACUGUCACACCUACUGACAGCACAUAAUACUCCAUUUGAAUAAAUUCAUAACCAACAUCAUCUUUGAAGUUAAACAAACCAUAUUACUUAUUUUACACUUAUGCUAUCAUGUUUAACAUCUAUUGUGAACAGUUUAAGUGAAAUAUUUAAUUAAAUAUGUUACAUGUUCACUGUCAAAUGUCUUUUUCCUUUUGUAAACUGUCUGAAUCCACCCACUAAUAAUUUUUUUUACCCUGCUAGUUCUUGUACAGUAGCAUUUUGCCCCAGAAAGUGAUUAUUACAAAGAUGUUUCUAAUCAACGCUUCUCACAUAUUUCCAGUGGUGGAAUACAACUAGGCUAAUUACAUUUACUCAAGUACUGUAAUUGUACAAUUUUGAGACUCUUGGACUUUGAGUGUUUCCAUUUUAUGCUUACCCCACGAGACUUCAGAGGGAAAUAUUGCACUUUUUACUCCACUGCAUUUAUUUCACAACUUUUAGAUCAAUAUAUUAUAGGCCAUGUGAAAAAAACAUAUGAUCAGUUAAUAAAAUAUGCAUAUUAGACUAACCCAACAAUAUAAACAUCUAGCAUUGACAAGAGUAAUGAUGUACUACUUACAUCAGUAUUAACAUUUCAAUAAUAUAAAUAUAUGAUAAAUAUAACACUAAACGGGGUCAUUUUGCAUAAUGAGUACUUUUACUUUUACUUUAAGGAGGUAGUGUUUUCCUGCAAUACGAAUACAAUUUAGAAAGAUUUUGAUUGCAGGGCUUCAGAAUCUGUUCAUUAACUGAGUAUGGCUAAUGGAG
Molecule: messenger RNA, 1301 nt
Organism: Thunnus maccoyii (southern bluefin tuna)
Lineage: Eukaryota; Metazoa; Chordata; Actinopteri; Scombriformes; Scombridae
Product: 5-hydroxyisourate hydrolase-like
Exons: 4
Coding region: 1-420 (139 amino acids)
Biological process (GO): purine nucleobase metabolic process
Molecular function (GO): hydroxyisourate hydrolase activity
Source: RefSeq, a predicted model, not a curated record